AACCAACAGAGACCCAGCUGUGGGGGUCUCAGAUCAGGUCCCGUACCGGUGCCCACCCCAACCGCCACAAUUCAGGCGCCCGACCCCACAGACCCCAUCUCUUAUUUUCAGUAUCUUUUCGUCUCCAUUUCCGCAAAGUGCGCCGCUACCCUCCCCAUCGCCAAAAUUUCGUUCUCAAACUUCAAAGAUUCCUUCGGGUCCGGGAUGAAUUUCCUGCGACGCCGGUUCUCGUCCGGGGACCUCCAGGGCGAGGCCAACGAGAAGGAGGAGCCCCCGCAUGUGGGGCCCCUCAACUUCAAGAAGGGCCCCAGCCCCAGCGCGCCCAACUCCCCGUCCAAGAGUUCGAGCGCGGCCAACAUCGGACAAAGGUUCUUCUCCUCCACGGCCAAGCCGGCCAUCAACAAGGACAGGUGUAAGACGCUGUUGGUCAUCGAUGAUGAGCACACGGACUGGUCCAAGUAUUUCAGGGGGAAGAAACUCUUCGGUGACUGGGAUGUACGAGUAGAACAGGCCGAGUUCUCGGAACUGAAUCUGGCAGCGUACUCAGACAGUGGCACCAUGGUAGAUAUCCAGGUCACAAGGAAUGGCAGCAAAGUCGUUAGGUCCUUCAAGCCAGACUUUGUCCUGAUACGCCAACACGUCAGGGACGCCCAGCAAGACUGGAGGAAUUUGUUGUUGGGGUUCAAAUACGGCGCCAUCCCCAGCAUCAACUCGCUGACAGCUGAGUACAACUUCUUGGACAAACCAUGGGUGUUCGCUCAGCUGAUCGAGAUCCAGAAGCGGCUCGGUAAAGAGGUCUUCCCUCUCAUAGAUCAGGCAUACUACCCCAACCACAAGGAAAUGGUGAGUAACAUGUGG
Molecule: messenger RNA, 858 nt
Organism: Physella acuta
Lineage: Eukaryota; Metazoa; Mollusca; Gastropoda; Physidae
Product: synapsin-like
Biological process (GO): neurotransmitter secretion
Cellular component (GO): synaptic vesicle; synaptic vesicle membrane
Source: RefSeq, a predicted model, not a curated record